AUGGCUUCUGUUGUGAAUGUAUGCAGUGUAAAUGUGUUGGAAAAUCCCGGAAAAUUUGGUGACUCUUUCAAGCUGGAAAUCACAUUUGAGUGUUACGAACCUCUUAUAGAUGACUUGGAUUGGGAACUAGUGUAUGUUGGUUCGGGAGAAUCGAAUAAAUAUGAUCAAAUUCUUGAUUCUAUCCUGGUUGGUCCAGUUGUGGAAGGACGUCACAAGUUUAUUUUCGAGGCUGAUGGUCCGGAUCCGUCUAAAAUACCAGAAAGUGAAAUUGUUGGUGUAGCAGUGCUGUUGUUGAAGUGUAGGUACAUGGAACAAGAGUUCAUUAAUAUUGGAUGGUUCAUUGCAACGGAAUACACCGAUCCAGAAUUGCAGGAAGAGCCUCCUGCAUCUCCAGUUUUGGAGAAACUGCAAAGAAGGGUUUGUAUUGAUGAUGUUCGCGUAACUACUUUUGCGAUAAAAUGGCACAAAAACGAAGGAAGUGAGGAUAUAGAAGAUAUUGAAUCUGGGAAUAUGGAGGGAACUGAAAUUGGGGAUAUGGAAGGUACUGAAACCAUGACGGAAAAAACAGAGGAUAAUUUUCCCAUGAGAAUCGAUGUUGAUAAAAUUGAUGACCUAAAGCAGGAUAUAGGGGCUGUUGAAGAGAAAGCUGAAGAUGAUUUAGAAAUGGGAGAAUCUAUUGAAGAUUCAAAUAAAAAUGUCACUAAUGGUUUACCGCUUCUCGAUGUCACUAAUGAAUCGAUCCCUGAUUUGGUUGAUUGA
Acanthocheilonema viteae is the source of this 759-nucleotide messenger RNA. Lineage: Eukaryota; Metazoa; Nematoda; Chromadorea; Rhabditida; Onchocercidae. The record is from the annotation of a GenBank genome assembly.